ACCUCACAGUGCACCGUCCCCAUCAAGAGUAUAAAAGGCCAGAACGCCGAGCAGCAACAUGUAUUCUGCAUGACGCAACCUAUCGAACAGCCAACAGCUAACAGAAGAUAGCAAGAGUAAAGUUACCCAGUAAAGUUUGUGUUCUACAUUCUGUGUUGUGUUUUGACUGAUACGCUGGUCAGCGCACACCAGAUAGUGAAACUCAUUUUAUGGUCAUUCGAGCUAGAGAGUAAAACUUCCUAACACUGUUCGUGUAAUUAAGAAGAUCAUGUCGUCUUCUGGUGAGGACGGUCCGGAUCGACACACUCGCGUACACACCCGGAGCUCUCCAGGCUUUCUGGAGCGUCUGGGAGAAACGAUGGGAGGGAUGUUGUUGGGUCUGGCCCUCUUCUUCUUUUCCUUCUACAUGCUCUUCACUAAUGAGGGCAGAGCCAUUCGCACCGCAACCUCACUGGAUGAGGGACUUGCUCAGGUCGUCAUGCUUCACCCAGACAUCAAAAUCGACCCUCAGAACAACGAACACCUCGUUCACCUCUCGGCCCCUUUGCGCACGGCUCAGCCUCUGUAUGAUCCAAACUACAUGGUUACUGUUCAUGCGGUGAAGCUGAAGAGGAAUGUGGAGAUGUACCAGUGGGUGGAGCAUCAGGAGUCACGGGACUAUACAGAGAACGGAGAAACAAAAACGGAGACCACGUACACAUACAACACUGAGUGGAAGCCAGAGGUCGUCAACAGCAGGAACUUUGAUCUAGAGAUCGGUCACGUCAACCCCAGUGCAAUGGCAGUGGAGAGUGUUACUGUCGACGCCCCUGAAGUCUGGGUCGGCCAUUUUUCUCUCUCAAAAGGUUUGAUCGAUCAGAUCAAUAAUUUCCAGACUCUAAGUCUGAGUGCGCUUCCUGUUACUGAUCCAUUUCUCACCGUGUAUGAGGAUUAUUUCUACCACACAGCCAACCCACAGAGACCCGAGGUAGGAGACGUGCGUGUGAGCUUCUCCUAUGCCGGACUCAGUGGUGAAGGCUCCUUCCCUGGACAAGCGCAGAAAGUGAGUGUGGUGGCAAUGCAGAAGGAAAGCAGACUGAUGCCUUUUAAAACCAAAUCAGGAGACACGCUGGAGAUCCUGUACCUGGAGGAACUCACAGCAGGGGAGGUCUUUGCUCGAGAACAUCAGUCUAACAUGACAAGGACGUGGGCUAUGAGACUUGUAGGUUGGGUCCUCAUGUUCAUCGCAAUUAAUAUGACCAUGCACAUUUACACUCUGGUGGACUGGGUCCCUGUGCUGAGAGAGCUGGUGUUGAUGGGUGUGAAGCUCUUCGCGGUGUGUAUGUCCUUCUCUCUGUCUCUCCUCAUCAUCUCCGUCGGCUGGCUGUUUUAUCGCCCCCUGGUGGCGGCACUACUCACCGCACUCGCCCUGCUGCCCAUCAUCAUCGCACACAUUCGAAGAGCCGAGAAGAAACACCAGUGACGACUACAGAACGCUCGGAUGGUGGAUGGCUCAGAGUACUUUGUUACAGACUGAUGUUUAAAACCAAAAAGUAAACACACUCCUACUCAGAAUGGUUGUUAAGAAUGUAAAGACGUUUAAUACAAUUACUGAUAAAUCACCCUGAGGAGAUAAACACCUCAUACUCUGACACAUGCUUCAGUCAGAGAACCUCGACAGUGUGGCUACAUACCCAGAUUCUGAUAAGUCAGAAGAUGGUGACUGAUUAUAUAAGCAGGUCUGGGAGUAAAUAUUUAAUGUGUAUGGUGCAGGCUUCCCUUAUUCAGCAUUCCUUAUUGUUUUGUAAUCUAUGCCUUCUGACCAAUCAGAAUCUAGUCAUCCAUGCUCUGAAACUUGGAUGAGUAAUGAAAUAUAUAUGGGUUCAUAAGUUUUUAGUUAUUUCCUUCAAAUGGUGACACAAUGGGGAAGUCCUAUGUUGUCAUAAAAAGAGGAAAAUGUUUUGUAUGCAGAUUCUGUAAUUUGCAGAUUAACACACUCCCAUGGCUUUUAUUUGCA
Silurus meridionalis is the source of this 1996-nucleotide messenger RNA. RefSeq names its product transmembrane protein 43. Gene Ontology annotation, biological process: nuclear membrane organization. The record is from RefSeq and is a predicted model, not a curated record. Lineage: Eukaryota; Metazoa; Chordata; Actinopteri; Siluriformes; Siluridae. Gene Ontology annotation, cellular component: nuclear inner membrane.